AUGUCGUUGCAGGGCGGCGAGGAAGCCUCGUCUGCCCUUCACGAGGAUCACAGCCCCCAUCCAUCCUCCGCAGCCGACUCCGACAGCCAAACUACAGACGGACAGCAAGACUCGUUCGAGGACGCCAUUGACAAUGCAGAUAGGACGGCGGAUGCGAUAGAUGCUGGCUCGGCUCGGUCGCUGACCAGGAGAUCUGCCUCUGUAGCAAUAAGUUCACCGCCCCAACCAAACCGAGGGAAGAAGAGUCGCGAAGAGGAUGGGGUUGAAGAGGAGCACCGCGAGCAGCAACGCGCCCAGGACGAGCAUGUAAACGUGAUCAACGGCGCGCCGAAACAGAAAGCCCGCCGGACAUCGUCGGCCUUGUCAAAUCGCAUUGCGGACGCAUCAAACCUGGACAACAUCAAUCUCGAUGAUGAGGGCGUGGCCAAGGUCCAAGAGCCCCCUAGCCCACCAGAAAAAGACAUGUUUGCAAGCAGGACCCUUUCGCUGAGCAGCAUCACAAAUGCACUUGGCCCAUCGCCUUGGCCUCCCACUGCCGAGUCUCCGUCCAAGAGCCCUGCCAGGUCCUUGAUUGCGGUCGCUUCUCCAGCACAGCCACCGCUGCCACCGCUGCCACCAUUACCGGCAUUGCCACAGCACCCCGGGCCCCCGAGCCGAAAACUCACGAGUCCCUUCUCCUGGCUAUCGCGAAGCUCGUCAAGCAAGGAUAAAGACAGCCCCCCUAUGUGUCCGGGAAACACUACUGGUCGGAGAAACACCGCGAGCUCGAUUGCGACCUUGACCAGCAACCCGGAAAUGAUGCUCAGCAAGCUUGACGAGCAGAAUAAAGCUGAUAAUGGAUCGCAACGUGAGAGUCUCAAGGACAGGUUCAAGGCUCUUAGAAUGCGCGAGGAAGCAGGCAUUCAUCUCAUUACCGGAGGAGAAAAUGACGGUCACGGGGAUGGCUUCAGUCUGGCCCACCCCGUAGGUGAACACGAGGACAAGAGUCCGUUGACACCUGUGCCAAACCCCAAUCACGAUCUAGCCCCCGGCACUGCAUCAGGCGUGAACGCUGGGCCAUCGGCAAUGCAGGAGGCUCAAGUGGAUUGGGACCUGUGGCAGUCUGUCGUUUACGAGGGCCCCGCCGCAGUGGCUCGCACCAGCCCAGAAGAGUUGAACAUAGCCAUAGCUACCGGCAUACCAAACGCUAUUCGUGGAGUGAUUUGGCAAGUCCUCAGCCAGAGCAAGAAUGAACGGCUUGAAGCCAAAUACAGGGAACUAGUGGUCCGUGGUACCGACAAGGAGAAGAGACGCAGCGACAGCACGACGAGCAGCUCCACCACCAGCAAUCAUGCAAACGUCGCCAAUUCCAAUGGCGAUGGCGUCAACUCGUCUGCGUCCUCUGUUCAUUCCAACCAGUCUCAUGGUAACGGCACUGGUUCGCCGCAGAGCGAGAAGAGUCAGGAGGCAUCUGCCAAAGCACAGGCCGCGGCAGAGGCAGAGAAGAAGAAGAACAAGAAGAAGAAGCAAAAGGUGGAUGCCGCGGCUCUUCAAAAGCUAGAGCGCAUCAUUCGACGCGAUCUCGGAGCCAGGACGAGCUAUUCCAAAUAUGCCGCGGCUGCUGGGCUCCAGGAAGGCCUGUUUGGUGUCUGCAAGGCAUAUGCCCUCUUCGACGAGGAUGUUGGGUAUGCCCAGGGCAUGAAUUUUCUGAUUAUGCCCCUGCUGUUCAACAUGCCCGAAGAGGAGGCAUUCUGCCUGCUUGUUCGACUUAUGCACCAGUACCAACUCCGUGACUUGUUCGUCCAUGACAUGCCCGGAUUGCACCUGCACCUGUAUCAAUUCGAACGCCUACUGGAGGACCUGGAGCCUGCGCUAUACUGCCACUUGCAUCGUCGAGGAAUCUCCCCGCAUCUUUAUGCCACCCAAUGGUUUCUCACGCUCUUUGCAUAUCGAUUCCCGCUUCAAUUGGUUCUCCGCAUCUACGAUUUGAUCUUUUCGGAAGGCCUGUCUGCCAUCCUGCGAUUCGGUAUCGUGCUGAUGCAGAAGAACUCGUCUACACUCCUCAAGAUAUCUGAUAUGCAGCAGCUUACAACCUUUCUCAAGGAUAAGCUCUUCGAUGUCUACAUUGACAAAGAUCCUAGUCAGGGCAGCAUUCUUGAGAACGGCUUCUUUGGCAGCUCGAGCUCAAGCCUGGACAAGGAAGUUUACAGAGCGGACCAGCUCGUCAAGGAUGCGUGUGAGGUCAAGAUCACGCCCGAGACCUUGAAAACGUAUACAUCCGAAUGGGUGGAGAAGACCAAGGCUGACAAGGACAGGGAGACGGAGCUCCAGGAUCUUCGUUUAGCAAACCAAAAUUUUUCCAUUCAAUUACGAAAGCUGGAAGAGCGCGUGCAGGCUGGUGACACGGAACAGGCAGCUCUGGCCACCGAACUCGUCCACACCAAGGUCGAAAAUGAGGAGUUGAGGGAUGAGAACGAAAGCCUCAAGGGACAGGUCAAGGAGUUGAGAAACGUGAUUGAAAAACAGCCUGCCGAGAUUGAAGGAUCGUGGAGGUUGGAACGAGACGACUUGAUGAAGCGUAAUGAAAAAGUACACGAAGAAAACCAAAAACUGGAGAAGGAGAUGGCUGAGCUCGAAGAAGAGCUAAUUCAAACCAAAAUGCAAUAUGCAGAGGUCAAUUCCCAGCUUGAAACCCUAAACCGCAAAUGGUCAGAGCUCAAGCGACAAUUUGCAUGA
Ustilaginoidea virens is the source of this 2715-nucleotide messenger RNA. RefSeq lists its product as uncharacterized. The record is from RefSeq and is a predicted model, not a curated record. Lineage: Eukaryota; Fungi; Ascomycota; Sordariomycetes; Hypocreales; Clavicipitaceae. The transcript is spliced from 5 exons. The coding region runs from base 1 to 2715 and encodes 904 amino acids.